AUGGACUCCGACAUGUCAUUUCACUUCAGUUCUUCAUCCCCAUAUUCACUCUGUCUGGCAUCUACACCAGGCUCAGUCCGUUCGACACGGCUAGAGUACCUAAGCUUGGCGUACGAAUGGCACAUUCCCGAGGUCCUACAAGGCCAUGUCUUCCAGCUAUGGGAGAAAUUCACAGCAGAUCUUCGGAUCAAAGUAGAUGGCAUUGCCGACCCGCCUGCCUCUGUACUGGAGCUGUUAUCCCAAUUUCUACUACACGUCAUGCGAUACGAGCAGGAUGAACCUCAAGGCUUGUUUCAAUCCAACUGCCUUGAGCUUCUUCUAGCCCAGAUAGAAUCAGACUUCCUUGGAGACUCCAGCAUCCAAAGCAUCGUGUCUGAUCUUCCCGGAACACCUUUGCAAAGGCAAAAUGUCAUACAAGCGUAUGUGGCCGCCAACCAACAUAUAAGACAAUCGAGCCUGAGGACGGCACCAAGAACUGCCCUCUUCGACCAAAGCGCAAGCCAAACAACUCAGACUUACGCCAUCUUUGGCGGUCAAGGGAAUACCUCAGACUAUCUACAAGAGCUGCGCUCUCUUUUCGACACAUAUACACAUGUCGUCGAACCAAUACUGGCGACUGCUGAGGACACUCUCCGGGCCUUUCUCCGGAACGCAUCUUCAUCCUGCCUCAAGCACUUCAAGCAUGGUCUAGAGAUCACGCAAUGGCUGCAGAGACCUGAAGGUGCCCCCUCGAAGAAUUACCUACUAUCAGCACCUGUCAGCUUUCCUCUCAUAGGACUGUUACAGUUCGCCACAUACGCCGUCAUCUGCUGGUCUCUCAAAAAGACACCAGGAGAAGUGACCCACAUCUUCAAAGGAAUGGCAGGCCAUAGUCAAGGCGUCGUCGUUGCUGCCACUCUCUCAACAACCACAACAUGGGAGUCACUUCACUACGCUCUUGUUCAAGCAUUGACUGUGUUGUUCGAGAUCGGUGUUGCCGCUCAGGAAGCGACACCGGAUAUGGAUAUCCCGGCUUCUGUCAUAGCGGAAACUACCAACGCUGGCGAAGGAUCUCCGACUCCAAUGCUUAACGUUGCAGGGUGCGAUUUGAAGCGCCUGCAGUCCUACAUGAAUAAGGUGAAUGGCUUUCUUAAUGAGAGCCAGCGAGUCUCCAUCGCACUCAUCAACGGACGCACAAACUUUGUCGUAGCCGGGCCUACACUCUCAGUAUGUGCUCUUGCAAGAACGCUACGCCGACUGAAGGCGUCUCCGGAAGAGUUCCAAGACAAGAAGCCGUUCUCAUCAAGGAAACCGGAGUUCUCGCUCCAGUUCUUGCCUAUAUCAGCACCAUUCCAUACACCACAUCUCGACAAGGCAGUUCCCGGCGUAUUGGCUGCGCUAGAGAGUGUAAGACUGUGCCCAAGCAGUUUCAGGGUGCCUGUCUAUCACACUCAUACCGGAAAGGAUCUCCGGCAGCCGGGAGCUGAGAGCAUCAUCCCUGAUCUUGUUAAGAUGAUCUUAUGUGAGGUUGACGAUUGGCCCUUAUCUACUGGGUUCAAAGCUGCCACGCAUGCAGUCGACUUUGGCCCAGGUGGCCCAUCUGGUGUCUGUUCUCUCUUAUUACGUAACAAAGAGGGGACUGGACUGAGAGUGAUUCUUGCUGGCCUUGCUGAAAGCGCUUCACCUGAGCUCGGAGAUAUGGCUGAGCUGCUGAGUGCCAAGCCUACCUUCGGUGCAGACUGGGUCGAGAGAUACUCGCCACGGUUAGUCCAGACCGAGGGAGGUAUCGAGAUCCGGAACAAGAUGACCCGCCUUCUCGGCCUUCCACCCCUCAUGGUAGCAGCCAUGACUCCGACAACAGCUUCGUGGGAGUUCGUUAGUGCUAUCGUCUCCGCAGGCUAUCAUGUGGAGUUCGCAGCAGGUGGUCUUCACACUGCAGAAAGCUUCACUGAUGCUAUCAAAAGCCUCGCUAGCUCGAUCCCAUCCGGCAGAGGCAUCUGCAUCAACAUCAUCUAUGCUAGUCCCCGCCAGGUGCGAUGGCAACUUCCACUCAUCCGAAAGCUUCGAUCUGAAGGUUUCCCGAUUGACGGUAUCACUUUCGGCGCCGGUGUCCCUUCCACUGAAGCUCUGAGAGAGUACCUGGAUAUCGGCCUGAAGUACCUGUCCUUCAAACCCGGGUCGACUUCUUCGAUUAGCCAGGUCAUCGCCAUUGCACGUAUGAACCCAGAUGUUCCGAUUGUAUUGCAAUGGACCUCUGGUCGGGGUGGUGGCCACCAUUCCUAUGAAGACUUCCAUGAUCCAAUCAUCAAGAUGUACGCCAAGAUUAGGCGAUGCGACAACAUCGUACUACUUGCCGGAAGUGGCUUUGGUGGUGCCGAUGAUACCUACCCUUAUCUUUCUGGAAACUGGGCUUUGCGAUUCGGUCUUCAACCUAUGCCGUUCGAUGGUGUGCUAUUCGGCAGCCGGAUGAUGGUCGCCAAGGAGGCCAAGACUAGUCAAGGAGCCAAAGAAGCGAUCGUGGCGGCUCCUGGAAUCGACGAUGAAGCGUCGUGGGAGCAGAGCUACAAAACCCCAGUCGGUGGCAUUGUCACAGUCAAGAGCGAGAUGGGUGAGCCCAUUCACAAGUUGGCGACUCGAGGUGUUCUUCUCUGGCGAGAGCUUGAUGGAAAGAUCUUCAGCAUAUCCGACAGGACUCAGAGACUGGCAAAACUGCUGCAGAUGAAAUCGUAUAUCAUCAAGCGGCUCAAUGACGACUUCCAAAGGGUCUGGUUUGGAGUUGACAGCCAAGGCAACGCUGUCGACCUGGAAGACAUGACCUACGCCGACAUUCUUCAUCGUCUCAUUCAGCUCUGCUAUGUCGCGAAAGAGUCUCGCUGGAUUGACAAGGGCUACAAGCAGCUUACAGCGGACUUUGUUCGUCGCAUGUGCAGCCGGUUGCAGCGGUCUGUGCCGCCAAAGCUCGAUAUGGAGGAACCUCUACAGGUUCUGAAAGAGGUAGUUACAUUCUGCAAGUCGGCAGAUAAGGUCGUCGCAUACAGCGAUGCUCGAUACUUCUUGCUCCUCUGUAAACGCCAGGGCCAGAAGCCACCUCCCUUCGUCCCUGCCCUCGACGAAGACUUCGAAACAUGGUUCAAGAAGGAUUCGCUCUGGCAGUCAGAGGACCUUGCCGCAGUGGUUGAUGAAGACGCUCAGCGCACUUGCAUUCUGCAGGGCCCAGUGGCGGCAGGAUAUUCUACCAAGAUCAACGAACCAGUAGCGGAGAUACUGGGCAAUAUCAGUCAACAGCACGUCUCCAGAAUCCUGAGAGAGGUAUACGACAGUGACGAAACACUCCUACCAGUGGAUGAACAACCGGUCCGCUGCGACGAAACAUCAUCCCUUAAAAACCUCCCAGAGUGCUGUCGCAUUAGCCAACAAGGAUCUGAGACAGCUAUCUACAUCAACGAGAGAGCGUCACAAGAUCGACUACCACACAUUGAUGAUUGGGCCAGAGCUCUUGCUGGAGCUGACCAUACAUGGCUAUCCAGCCUACUCAUGUCUGAGGACAUCGUCCGCGACAAGAUGAUCAUUCCCAAUCCCAUCCGGAAAGCACUUGCUCCGCUCCCUGGCAUACGGGUAGAGCUAUUCGAUGCAACUUCGGCGUCGGAAGCCUCUCUUAUCGUCUACGAGAAGGCCUCCAGUAGUGAGCCGUCUUUGGAGAUCCGCAAGGAAGGCGAUCUGAUAUUCGUCACAAUGUUUGUGCACGAGUCUGUGGGAAAAUCCAUGCUCACCUUUUGCUUCCGCUUCACGUAUCGGUCCGACACCCCACUUCAUCCUAUCCACGAGAUCAGUGAGGGCCGUAACGAGAUGUUGCAGGAAUUCUACGAUGGACUGUGGUUCGGCUCUGAGCGGCAUCAGGUGGAGUCAGGUACCCUGAAUCUCGACCUUUCGAAGCUUGUUGUAGAGAGCCAGCCAACUAAGAUCUCUCCGUCCUUGGUGCAAGCUUUCAUGGACAGCAUUGAGCAGCCAGAUCAAUCUCGCACGCCGAGAACAAGUGUACCUUUGGAUCAUUGCAUCGUCGUGGCAUGGGAGGCCAUGAUGAAGGCCACCUUCGCCGGUGCCAGUGGAUGUGACUUCUUGAGUCUUGUACAUCUGUCGAACAAGUUCAAGGUUCUGGACGAGAGACCUCUCGAUGUCUCCAACAAAGUUACUAGUACAGCUGAGAUCAAAGCUAUUCGGAAUCUCCCAGCUGGACGAGCAGUCGAAGUCGUGGCUACCAUCACUCGGGACGGUCUUCCAGCAGUGGAAGUCACCUCGGAGUUCCUCUUCAGGGGAACGUACACCGACUUCAGGGAAUGCUUCGAGAGAAGAAUGGAACCCAAGAUUGUGGUGACCAUCAAUCGCAUGGCUGAUAUUGCUGUUCUCAAGAGCAAAGCGUGGGUGUCACUCGAACAGGGCCUCGACUACAAGUCUCUGCUUGGUCAAAGACUUGUUUUCGACUUGCACACUCUAGGCCAUCUCGCAUCUGCUACAACCUACCGCAGCUUACAAGUUUGUGGACAUAUUUUCAUCGAGGAUCCUGAAACAAAAGUACUGCGUGCGGCAGGAGAAGUGAGAUACUACUCUGCAGGACCAACAAUCAGCAACCCGGUAUUGGACUACUUGAAUCGCUGUGGAACACAAAUCAACGGCCUCAAUACGCUUCCAAUACCGCAGCCUCUUGGAGGGAAAAGCUCUCUCAGUGUAUCAACACCUCUCGAUAACCAUGCCUACGCACGGGCCUCUGGUGACUUCAACCCAAUCCACGUCUCCCAAACAGUUGCGAGAUACGCCAAUCUACCCGGACCCAUCACUCACGGCAUGUACACCAGCGCUGCUGUGCGUCAGGUUGUCGAGAAAGCCGCUGGUUGCAGCAACAAAGUACACAUGCGGUCUUACAAGGCUUCGUUCGUAAACAUGGUUCUUCCUAACAGCGUCUUGGAUAUUCAAAUCCACCACACUGCCAUGAAGGACGGCUUGCGUAUUCUGAACUUCCAAGCUGUGCACUCAGAAAGCAAACAAGUAGUCCUAGAAGGUGAAGCCGAAGUCGACCAACUGCUUACAGCAUACGUCUUCACUGGCCAGGGAAGUCAAAAGCAAGACAUGGGCAUGGACCUAUACACCACAUCUGAGGUUGCACGCCAAGUCUGGGAUGAAGCCGACAGGUUCUACUCAGAGACAUACGGCUUCCUGAUUAGCGAUAUCGUCAAGCAGAACCCCAAGCAACUGACUGUCUUCUUCGGCGGAAGACGCGGCAGAAAGCUUCGGGAGAAUUACAUGAAGAUGACGGUUGAGUCCAUCGACGGGCGACCAGAACGCUUCUUCAAGUCCAUCACGCCCACGACAACAAGCUAUACCUUCCAACACAACGCUGGUUUACUCUUCAGCACCGAGUUCGCCCAGCCCGCUCUCACUGUCAUGGAGCGCGCUCAAUUCCUGCAUCUGAAGAGCCAAGGGCUGGUCACUUCAAGUGCACUGUUCGCUGGUCAUUCACUGGGCGAAUACACGUCUCUGAGUACAAUCGGCGAGAUCAUGCCUUUCCAGAGUCUUCUCUCGGUGGUAUUCUACCGCGGUUUGACGAUGCGAAGUGCCGUCAAGAGAGACGCUCAAGGCCGUUCAAAAUUCGCCAUGGUUGCGGUGAACCCCAGCCGCGCCAACACCACACCAGCCGUACUUCUGAAACUUGUAACGAGCAUCGCAUCAACUCUACCCGACGACUUGCUGGAAGUUGUGAACCACAACGUCGAAACUCAGCAGUACGUUGCUGCUGGCACAUUGAAAGCAUUGGCCUGUCUGGGCGACGUAAUGGACUACGUUGCUAAGAACAGGAAGCUUUCUCCUGAGGAUCUGGCUGCGUUUGUUACGUCUAGAGCUGCUGCUAUCACAGAUCAAAUGCCUGAGCUCAAACGGGGAGUGGCUACUAUCCCGUUGGAGGGCAUUGAUGUGCCUUUCCAUAGUAGUUUCUUGUUGCCCAAGAUGCCUGCUUUCCGACGCGUGCUUCAACAGUAUAUCGAGCCUAAGGCUAUUGAUUCAAGGAGAUUAGUUGGGAAGUAUAUCAGUAACGUCACUGGGAAACCGUUUGAUAUUUCGUACAAGGGGGUUAGUUCAUUGCAGAGGUUGACUGGAAGCACUGUUUUGCAAAAAUUGAUAGUGGAGAUGGUGGCAUGAUGGUCAGAGAGUGGUGGAGAGGAUGUUUGAUUUUCAUAUGUGGGAGUUUUUGAUAACCUGGUCACGGCGUUCUGUGCAUAUUGAGUCUUUGGCUGGCCGCUUAUAGAGUUCUUGAAUAUUUAUCUGACAUUCUA
Molecule: messenger RNA, 6299 nt
Organism: Pyrenophora tritici-repentis Pt-1C-BFP
Lineage: Eukaryota; Fungi; Ascomycota; Dothideomycetes; Pleosporales; Pleosporaceae
Product: fatty acid synthase subunit beta dehydratase
Biological process (GO): long-chain fatty acid biosynthetic process
Cellular component (GO): fatty acid synthase complex
Molecular function (GO): [acyl-carrier-protein] S-acetyltransferase activity; fatty acid synthase activity; [acyl-carrier-protein] S-malonyltransferase activity
Source: RefSeq, a predicted model, not a curated record